GUCGAGGAGCAGCCGAUCAAAGAAAUCAAUCUGUACAUGUACCUGUAUUUCGUCAUCUUCAUCAUUUUCGGCUCCUUCUUCACCCUCAACCUCUUCAUCGGCGUCAUCAUUGACAACUUCAACCAGCAGAAACGGAAGCUAGGAGGGCAGGACAUCUUCAUGACAGAGGAGCAGAAGAAAUAUUACAACGCCAUGAAGAAACUGGGCUCCAAGAAACCUCAGAAACCCAUCCCCCGACCUCUGAACCCGCUGCAGGGCUUCUUCUUCGACCUGGUGGGGAAGCAGGCGUUCGACAUCAUCAUCAUGGUGCUGAUCCUCUUCAACAUGAUCACCAUGAUGGUGGAGACGGACGAGCAGUCGCCGCAGAUGGAGUACAUCCUGAACAAGGUCAACCUGGCCUUCAUCAUCGUCUUCACCGCCGAGUGCCUCACCAAGAUCAUGGCGCUGCGGUGUUACUUCUUCACCGUCGGCUGGAACAUCUUCGACUUCGUGGUCGUCAUCCUCUCCAUCGUCGGCAUCGUGCUCGCUGACAUCAUCGAGAUGUACUUUGUGUCACCGACCCUCUUCCGAGUGAUACGAUUGGCUCGUAUUGGACGUAUCCUGCGUCUCAUCAGAGGAGCAAAGGGCAUCCGGACAUUACUGUUCGCCCUCAUGAUGUCUCUUCCUGCUCUUUUCAACAUCGGGCUCCUCCUGUUCCUGGUCAUGUUCAUCUACGCCAUCUUCGGCAUGGCCAACUUCGCCUAUGUGAAGCGGCAGGCGGGAAUCGAUGACAUGUUUAACUUUGAGACGUUCGGGAACAGUAUGAUCUGCUUGUUCCAGAUCACCACCUCCGCCGGGUGGGACAGUCUGCUCAGCCCCAUCCUCAACAACUCCCCUGAGGAGUGCAAUCCCCACAUCCCCCACACCGGCACCACGGUCAAGGGGAACUGUGGGAACCCGUCUGUGGGCAUCACCUUCUUCGUCACUUACAUCAUCAUCUCCUUCCUCAUCGUGGUGAACAUGUACAUCGCCAUCAUCCUGGAGAACUUCAGCGUGGCCACAGAGGAGAGCACGGAGCCACUGAGCGAGGACGACUUCGAGAUGUUCUAUGAGGUUUGGGAGAAAUUCGACCCGGAGGCGACACAGUUCAUCGAGUACGCCAAACUGUCCGACUUUGCCGACUCGCUGUCGGAGCCGCUGCGCAUCAGCAAACCCAACAAGAUCAAGCUUAUCUCCAUGGACCUACCCAUGGUCAGUGGGGAUAAGAUCCACUGCCUGGACAUCCUCUUCGCCUUCACCAAGCGAGUCCUGGGUGAGUCGGGCGAGAUGGACGCCCUCAAGCAGCAGAUGGAGGAGAAGUUCAUGAUGGCCAACCCUUCCAAGAUCUCCUAUGAGCCAAUCACAACAACUCUGAGGCGGAAACAGGAAGACGUCUCCGCCACCGUGAUCCAGAGGUGCUACCGCAGACACUUGGUGAGGCGGCAGAUGAAGGCCGCCUCCUACUUGUACCGUCAGAUCACAACACCUCGACAUGCAGGCGCCGUCUGUGAAGAAGGUGGCGAGGGAGUAUUUGGGGAAGACGCACCUGAGAAGGAAGGGCUGAUCGCCGCCAUGAUGAGGGAAAACUACGGCUCAAGUUUGUUAGGGAUGGAGCACUCGGAGACGAUUUCCUCCACCUCCUCUCCGCCAUCUUACGACAGCGUGACGCGAGCCACGUCCGAAAUAUUUCAUCCGCUUGUUGUCAACACAGGAACCGUUGUUGUUGACACUGCAGGCGGCGAACCGAGCGAACAGUCGCCAGCUGUGGUCGACCCGGACAAGCGGCAGGAAGCGGUUCCAUAGCCGGAACCGAAAAAGCAAAAAAGUAUCAGACGUGGAUUUUCUCGUUCGGGUGAAUUCUGUUUGUUCUGUCGUUUGCUGAAUGUACCACAGCGGGGGAACGCUGAAGAGGCGCCACACGGAAGCUGCGAGGAACCGCAGGAGUCGAGCGAAAGAGCAAACAAAGUGGAAUAUUUCCGAGCGUGUUAUUUCCGGUUCCCUGCGGAGAUUCCUGGACCCGAGGGCGAGUUUCUUCACAGGGAAACAGACAAACUGCAGAGGAGCUGGAGUAAGAGACCGAAGCGUAGAGAAGAACCACCUCUGGAUCCCUUUGACCUUUUGGGUCUCUCGUGUUUUCAGGACAUUGACUGACCUUUGACCUCAGCUACACGGGUCAGAGCAACUAUAUCACAGAUGUAUCCAUCAUUUAUUGGCCUGGGGGGGUUGUGCCUCCCCACAGAUGAUCCAUAUGCUCAGAGUUAGCCCGGCUGUACGAGCGUUCCCGGCGGUGUUUCCCAACACGUUAACGCUCGGCGGUUUUCUGACCGAGACUCGAGAGAGGAGGGAAAACAAUGAACGUAAUUUUAAAAAUGUUUUCGUAGUAAAAGUAUAACUUUGUUGAUGUUACCAGUCUUUUAAUAGCGGUACGAUUAUUACUAUUUUUUAUAUUUUUUAGAGUAAGUUGAAGAAAACAAUACGCAGUCUCCCUCUUUUGACUUCGGAGCGGCGCUGGCUGUGAAAAAGUGACUGAAGAACCACGUUGUAAUAGACGAGAGAAGAGAAGGAAAAAAAAAUCUCAGAGACCUGAGAAGCAACUUUUUCUUUUAGAAGUUUUGCACUUUUGAGUUUGCGUCACUUUAACACAUCUGGAUCACGUCACAUCGGAUCGGAGCCGGGGAUGUUUUUAUUUCUUUCUUCUGAAAACACCAAAAUUCUAAAAGUGCACGUUGAGAUUUCUCGUAAAAAAUUUGACUUUAGUCUCAUGAAAUGACAUCUUUGUUGUGUCACAGCUUUUCAUCGUCAUAAAAUUAUAACUUGAUUCUCAUAAAACUACAACUUAGGUCUUUUAAAGUUUGAUGAUGAUGUCACUGUAUUAACGAUACGUCACCAUUUUCUUUGGACAAAUCGCCCAACGCCAACUCUCCGUUUGGCUCCGCCCACAUAAGAUUGUAAGUUCUGUGUGUUGUGAACGACCCCCGACCAGAGUGCGACAAUCAACUCAGCACACGAGCGUCACGAUUUCAGUUCUCACUCAUCCUUCGAUCAGCGUCCUGGACACGAACCGACGCUUCUUGUUUCAAGAACAUUUGAGAUUCUUCACGUCUGAAGCGAUUUAUUUAUAACUUCAUGAAAACUUUUAUCAAACAAAGUGGACGAAGUGCUGCGACACGUUUCAGAGGCCGAAGAGUCCACGUUUGUAAUAAAUCAGACGCUGACACUGAAAACUUUUUCUCGUGACAGUUUGAAAAGCCGAGCCGGUCGUUUCCAGGACACCGACGCUUCUUCACUUCCUGUUUUCACCUCAUGAUGUGAAGAGUUUCAUUUUAAAACAAUCUGAUGCAUGAUUUGACCAAAGUUACUUUUCUGGUGCAAAAGAUAUAAAAGAAAAAUAAAAGAAAACAUAAAACAUCUGGAGUUUAAAAAGAAACUCUUCAAACCACAUCACAGUUUUAUUUAUGUAUUUAUUUAUUUAUUUAUUUAUUCGAUGAUCGAGUUCUUCUGGUCGACGGCUUUAUGAGCUUUUUUAUUCUAUUGUAGGGUCGACCUCACCCUCACCCUCACCCUGAUCCUGAU
Messenger RNA from Paralichthys olivaceus (Japanese flounder), 3591 nucleotides. Lineage: Eukaryota; Metazoa; Chordata; Actinopteri; Pleuronectiformes; Paralichthyidae. The record is from RefSeq and is a predicted model, not a curated record.